CGAGCAGGAUCGAGGACCAAUCGGCCCCAGCUCAGGGCCAGUUCAGUCGCUGCCGCCGCCGCCACCCACAAAGCCACAGGCAGGUGCGGGCGCAGCCGCGGCGCCGCCGGCAGAGCAGAGCCGUUAGCGAGCGCGCGAUUCGUCGGGUCGUCCGUCCGUCCGUCGGGGCGUCUUCAGUCGGCGCGCCGCCGUUCUUGCCCAGGCCCAGCGGCCGCGCCCCUCGUCGUCCCUGCACCCGGAGCCGCCCGGCAGAGCCGGCUUUGGAGCGGCAGCCAUGUCCAUGGGCCUGGAGAUCACGGGCACCUCGCUGGCCGUGCUGGGCUGGCUGGGCACCAUCGUGUGCUGCGCGCUGCCCAUGUGGCGGGUCACGGCCUUCAUCGGCAGCAGCAUCAUCACAGCACAGAUCACCUGGGAGGGCCUGUGGAUGAACUGCGUGGUGCAGAGCACCGGCCAGAUGCAGUGCAAGGUGUACGACUCGCUGCUGGCGCUGCCGCAGGACCUGCAGGCGGCCCGCGCCCUCAUCGUGGUGGCCAUCCUGCUGGGCGCCUUCGGGCUCCUCGUGGCGCUUGUGGGCGCCCAGUGCACCAACUGCGUGCAGGACGACACCGCCAAGGCCAAGAUCACCAUCGUGGCGGGCGUGCUCUUCCUGCUGGCUGCCCUGCUCACCCUGGUGCCCGUGUCCUGGUCGGCCAACACCAUCGUCCAGGAUUUCUACAACCCCCUGGUGCCCGACUCGCAGAAGCGCGAGAUAGGCUCCGGCCUGUAUGUGGGCUGGGCGGCUGCGGCGCUGCAGCUGCUGGGGGGCGCGCUGCUCUGCUGCUCGUGCCCCCCGAGCGAGAAGAAAUAUGCGCCCGCCAAGAUCCUCUACUCGGCGCCGCGAUCCGCCGGGCCAGGCACGGGUACCAGCACGGCCUACGACCGCAAGGACUACGUCUGAGGGGCCGCCGCGCAUCACCACCCUCACGCGCUGGAGCGCCCACCAGUCCAGCCGCCCACCUUGCAUCGGAAGCCAGCCCAGCCCAGCUGUCCGGCAGCCCUCUCACUGGACUGGCAGGGGCCAGCCCGUCGCCCCUUUCCCCAGCUGCCACCCCUCCGCGGGCAGGCAGCGGGACAGCGAAGCCUGGGGAGCAGCCCGCAUAGACAAUGAAACCUCCCACUCUGGAUGCGGGGUGGGGUGGCCACGCUUACCUGCGGGAGGCCUCCAAGCCCUUGUCGGGCAGGCCGCGGCAGCCUUGAAAGGGGCCACUUGAUAUUGUUCAAUAAAAGCCUUUCGUUUUGCAGUU
Molecule: messenger RNA, 1283 nt
Organism: Myotis daubentonii (Daubenton's bat)
Lineage: Eukaryota; Metazoa; Chordata; Mammalia; Chiroptera; Vespertilionidae
Gene: CLDN3
Product: claudin 3
Cellular component (GO): membrane; bicellular tight junction
Molecular function (GO): structural molecule activity
Source: RefSeq, a predicted model, not a curated record